CAGUUUUAUACUAAAGCGCCAUUAGAAUGGAAGUUAUACGAUUGAUUAUAGUAUUUAGUCUCACACCAGCACUCACCUUAGGCUUUAUAAUAACGAAUUUGAUUGAUUAUACCGAUUUUAAAGAAGAUUGCAUCGUCCAUUAUCUAUCAAGGUAUCAUCCGAACCACAACCUUGAUAUUACUGCCUUCGUCAGUGUCGAUGAGGACAAUAAAAGUGAUGAUUUCUGUGAUAAUGAGAUUGAGAGAUUUGAGAGGGCUUUUUACAGUACAAUAGAGGAUAAUUUGAUGAGGAAUCAUGGGAAUGAAAGUCAAGACAUAUUGGAAUGUACAAUAAAUCAAUUGAGAGCUUACAAUGUCAGUGAAAUGUUCUUAAAAGCAAUCGCUUACAAUUAUUAUCCAACAAAAUUUGUCACAUUCAAUAAAGCGAUGGAAUCGUGUAAAGGAAUUAUAAAAUACAGCAAUAAUGAUAUUACAGAUGUAUGUGAUGAACGUGUAUUGGCUGUGAUUUUAACAGACGGCAAUAAAUCUUUAAACGAAUUACAAUCGUGCCUCAAUGACUUGUUCAGAGAAUUGGAACUAAAUAAAAUUGUGUUAAAUGAUGAAUUCAAUAAUAGUCCAUACAGCAUUCAAGUAAGAAGCUUUGGAAUGCAUACAAUAACAUACAUACAGCUCUUAGCAAAUAUGGCUAUCAACUUAUGUUCAACGAUUGAAAAUAUUGACAAAAUGUUCGAUUCAGCACAAUUGAAUUCCAUUGAGAAUCUUUUCAAUAUCAAAUCGGAAAUAUUUGUUGAAAAAUUUCAUGCGAUUGCCAUAAUAGAUCUCUUUGGCUUCUCAAGACCAUCAAAAAAUGUUGAACAAUGCAUAAUUGAUGAACAUCGUAGGAAAUAUUUAAGUCAACUCUGUUCGAGAUCAAAUGAAGUCUCAGCUAAUAUUGAUGAGGAAAAAUUGCAACAACAAAACCUUAAAGACUUUACUAACAUCGUUUUAAGUUGUUUGAAGUUCUUCUAAAUGUGAAUUGAUUUAUUUUUAUUUUUAUUACAAACAA
Molecule: messenger RNA, 1044 nt
Organism: Chironomus riparius
Lineage: Eukaryota; Metazoa; Arthropoda; Insecta; Diptera; Chironomidae
Source: the annotation of a GenBank genome assembly